Molecule: messenger RNA, 246 nt
Organism: Anisakis simplex (herring worm)
Lineage: Eukaryota; Metazoa; Nematoda; Chromadorea; Rhabditida; Anisakidae
Source: the annotation of a GenBank genome assembly
AUGCAAUUCAUAGGUAAAAACGAACUAUGUCAUUGCUUUGAUAAAAAAGAUAGAUGGACUGCACCACUUGGAGGUGGUAACUGCCGACCGAAAGGGGCGCGAUCUUGGGAGACACACUGUAGUGCAGACAAUCGCAUCGUCCAAUACGCUAUAUCAGCGACUUCAUCAGGUCCUUUCCAGAUGUCCGGUUAUUGGGGACCAGAGCAAGCUACGGGUAUGAGAUUUGGAAUCGGUUCAUUGCGGUGA